GGGAAAGCAAUGGAGCUAUUAUUUUCAGCGAGGUAGUUUCCUCAGCGCCUGCCCUUGAAGGCCCGGACAGACGAGACUCAGCCUGCCUGCUCCGUCUCCGCCAUCUGCCACUCCUCUUUGUUUAGGUUGUUUACAUUCUUGAGGUUUUUUCCCGUCCCCGUUUUCCGGAGAGAAGUCGGCGCUCUCCCCCGGCCAGGAGGCUCAGAUGGGAGGCGCUGCAGCGCGAGGAGGCUGGUCAUGCUGAGCGGAGGCAGGGAGGGCCUGUUCGAGCUGGGCAGGCAGCUGCAGCAGCAGGGGGAGUCCCAAGCCGCCCUGCACUGCUUCCUCAGCUGCCUGCUGGGGCUGACGCACGUGCAGAGCUUCAACUCGCUGCCUAACUGCCUGCACCAGAUUGCAGAACUGUUCAUCGAGGAAAAGAAUUAUGUGAAAGCGCUCCAGUUCAUCCAGGCUGAGAAGAUGUUCUACGAGGUGGCGUUGCUGGAACUCACUGCUCUUCAAGGGAGCGCUGGUCCCCAGGAGGCAACUUCGCUGGGAUCGGCAGGAUGGGAGUCGCCGGAGGAGCUGUCGGAGCAGGCCGCUCAGGCUCAGGACUAUGAGAGGCUGGCCCAGCUUUGCAUCAUGAGUAAAAGACCACAUCUUGCUUUGGAGUACAGCGGCAAGGCCACUAAAAUCAGACAGAAAGCCUUUGGCAAUGACCACCCCAUUACAGCCAGGAGCCUGGAGCUGCUGGCAUCUGUGUAUGCUGAGAUAGGCAAAACCGAGUACACAGAUUCUCUGGGUCAGUGUGUUUCGGCGCUGUCUAAGAGGUUUUCUGCGACGGAUACAUUCAGAGACGCGCUCAAUGGCACCCCGCCAACCCACCGGGAGAGACGCUCCGAGGUCCGGCACCACCACAGGAAGGACCCGCAUCCUCAUCAGGAAGUCUCAAAGCAGGUCAGCAGUUGUAAAAUCCCCACCUCCAUCUUGAAGAGGCCCAAUUGCAGUAGCAUGGACUCAGAGCUGACUCACCGGCGGAAACCAGAACGACGGGUUCGCUUCAGGGAGCCCGAACUCACUGUACACGCAUACGACACGUCCGCCAGCCGCCCCCACCUGGUUCUCUUCACCUGCCUGUUCCUGCUGCUCUCCGUCCUGGGGGUGGUGCUGUACUGCAUGGACCGCCCGCGGCCGCAGCGCAUGUGCGAGGAGCUGGAGGCCAUGUUGGCCGUCUACCUGCUGCAGAUGAAGCAGGCAGUGUGGGGCUGCUGGGUAUGGCUCACCAUGCAGUGACAGAGACCGGCCAGAGGUGGGGCCCUAGAGCACUCCUUCCACAGCUUUGCCCAAGUCUUCAUAGGGUCGUUCCCUCCUACACGAGCAUCGCAUCCUCUUGGUACGGUGCUACAACACACGUCCUAGACUGUAACACUGCGCUUACUUAUGCUGAUAUAUAAAACACUGUAUAUUCUGAGUUAUGUAGCACUCACAGCUGUGUAAAUAAUUAGGUCAUUGGAAUGCCUUGUUUAUGUUGUUGUUCAGUCUUUAGCACAUUUGUAAUGUUGCCACUUAAUGAUUUUUCUCACCAAAAUUUCCAGUUGGACAUUUUUGGGUACCAUCAAUGUGGGUGAAUGCGUCCAUGGCAUCCAGAAUGUUUCAUUAAAAUUAAAUGUUACAUUCACAUUUUAAUAUUUAAAACAAAUGGGACUUCACUAGUUCAUUAUACAGAUAUCGUAAUGAAAGGAAAAUCACAAAAUUCAUUGUUGAUGCACAUGCUCCAAAAAAUUUAUGACAAGAAAACAAUUAAGCAGAGUUGAUUAAUUGAGACAAGCACAAAUAUUACCACUUUUGCAAAAGAUAAGUUAAAUAAGACACAACAACUUUACAACAUAUUUAGUUCCUCAUCAUCUGCAUUUUCAAGCCAGGUCUUGUUUAUUUUUAUUAUUUACUACAUGUGAUAUACAUAUAUUUUUCUGGUAAAUAAUAAAAUAUUUAUGAACUUUAUGCAGAACAUUAAUUCUACCCACGUGGAUGGUACAUUUGAUUUGUAGUUCACCAUUGAACAAAGCGUAUCUAUUAGCACAGAAUUACAUAUUCAAUGUAUAUGGUAAAUUAAUCAUAUGAGGGAAACCUGUUUUCCUUAAGAGUGUACAGUUUAUGACUUCUACACUUUAUAGAUAUAGUUACAAAAAUGCCACAAGGAAUGACCUUUUCCGUUACAGAGGAAAGCCUGUGUACUGUACCUUUUCUGUAUAUCUGAAUAUGGUGAAGCAAGAAAUAUUCCCUUGUUUGAUUUUAAGUACAUUUUGUAUAGAUUUUGCUAUCUGUUAUUUUUUCUAUUUUUUAAUUGCUCUUUGGUAUUCAGAUUUUAAUCUUAAUGUCGAAUGCUAUUCAAACUAGCAUUUUGGAAUUAACAAAUUCUUAUGGAAUUCUAACGCAUAAUGUUUGGUGAAAUAGUUUGUGUAAGGUGUAACACGCUGUACUCUGAUACUCAGUGAUCUGUUACUGCAAUACACUGUAUAAUGGUAAGCACAGAAAAUAACUACUGAACUAACUUCAUUAGUUUAGAUAUUUAACCCAUACAUUACCUUUUGAAAAAUAUGUGUACUCUUAAAUUUAUGUUUUACAUUUCAAGAUUAAUUCAGGCAUUUUAACCCAUUUGACAGGACAAGAAGGAAAAUAAAGACAAAUACAGUAAUGAUAAAUGUAUGCUAUGCAUUAUUUUAAUUUGAAAGCGAUAAAACACAAAACACUUUCCAAUAAUUUGCAUUCUUUACAUGACAGGUUUCAGGGAACACAAUAAAGCAAGACAGUGCAAAUGUUACACUUGAAUUUCAAAGCAAUAUGAUGUAAAGGUUUCCAGAAGAAUACUGUCGGUAUUAACACUGAAUGUUUCAUAUUCUGUCAUUCCUACUGAACUGUCACCCCUCUCAAGCAAUAAAAAAAUAUCCCCAGAAAGUUGACAUGGUC
Conger conger (European conger) is the source of this 2943-nucleotide messenger RNA. It is a transcript of the gene c1h14orf180, whose product is annotated as chromosome 1 C14orf180 homolog. Lineage: Eukaryota; Metazoa; Chordata; Actinopteri; Anguilliformes; Congridae. Gene Ontology annotation, cellular component: plasma membrane; trans-Golgi network; transport vesicle. The coding region runs from base 238 to 1269 and encodes 343 amino acids. The transcript has 9 exons. The record is from RefSeq and is a predicted model, not a curated record. Gene Ontology annotation, molecular function: connexin binding. Gene Ontology annotation, biological process: positive regulation of Golgi to plasma membrane protein transport.